This is a messenger RNA of Exophiala bonariae, 483 nucleotides long. RefSeq lists its product as uncharacterized. The coding region runs from base 1 to 483 and encodes 160 amino acids. Lineage: Eukaryota; Fungi; Ascomycota; Eurotiomycetes; Chaetothyriales; Herpotrichiellaceae. The transcript has 2 exons. The record is from RefSeq and is a predicted model, not a curated record.
AUGAGUUCCCCUGUUGAGACUCGCUGGCAAGACCAGAACAUCGUCAAGAUAGACGGAAAAUGGACUGUGGACGGUCGACCAGACGUCAGCGUCGCGCCGGUAUUCCAGGAGUCGCCUUCCAACAUUCCUGACCACUACUACUUGGGUCUUAUGGUGACGGCGCCGGUAAACGCGGCAACUCCGCCUCAUACCCAUGGUGGAGGUGCCAUCGUGGCCACCAUGAUCCGUGGCAAGAUGCUCAAUCAGAUGGUGUGCCCUCAUCACGAUCCGGACUCUCAGGGCACUGGGCCAAAAGUCUACUCUGUUGGGGAGAGCUGGUAUGAGCCACCGGGAUGUCAUCAUGUACGGUCCGAAAAUGUGGGAGACGAAGAAGCGCAAUUUUUAGCUGUGUUUGUCAUAGACAAGAAGAAAGUUGACACAGAGGGACUGGCAAGCUUGGUUGUCAUUGAUGCUGCGGUUGAAGAAGCACAGAAGGCAGCCUAA